Cetraspora pellucida is the source of this 291-nucleotide messenger RNA. The record is from the annotation of a GenBank genome assembly. Lineage: Eukaryota; Fungi; Glomeromycota; Glomeromycetes; Diversisporales; Gigasporaceae.
AUGAAUAAGAAUCAGCUAAAAGAACUCUUAGAUGAAUUGAUAAUAUUGUUUAUAAAAGUAUCAACAACUAUUACUGAUUUGAAAAAAGAUCCAACUAAAAAAAGAGAAUUAACUUAUAUAAAAAUCAAUGAUCUGAAAUGGCCUAAAAAGGAAAGAAUUAUGGAUAAUAGAGACAAAAGUGGUAAUAUCUUUGAUAAGUUCACAUAUAAGGAUGAAGAGCUAAACAAAAUCAAAGGAUAUAUUACAGAAGAGUUCACUUUGAAUGAAAUGAAUUUAUAUGAAAAUCUAUAA